CCACAUUCCGAUUAUCUAAAGAAAUCUCAAACUUUUGUCUUCCUUCCAAAGUCUCAUACUUCUUUUGGAAAAAUACUAACAUGGGUUUCCGCUUGCCUAGUAUUGUUCAUGCUAAGCAAAGUUUUCGGCGAUCUUCGUCGACAGGAAAUGGAGCAUCUCCAAAGGCUAUAGAUGUUCCAAAGGGCUACUUUACAGUUUAUGUUGGUGAAGUACAAAAGAAGCGUUUUGUCAUCCCGCUAUCUUGCUUGAACCAACCUUCAUUUCAAGAUUUAUUGAGUCAAGCAGAAGAAGAAUUUGGAUAUGAUCAUCCAAUGGGUGGCAUCACAAUUCCUUGCAGUGAAGAAAUUUUUCUCAGUCUCACACAAAGCUAAACAACUCAUGAACCAGAAGGAUUGAUUUAGAAAACUAGGUAGUACAGAAAAAGGAUUAGAAUAGCACAGAAUGUAAACUACAACAUUUUUUCCAAUGAAAUAGCUUGAUUCUUUGAAUUGAAAUUGUUGUACAGUGUUCAUAAUUCUUUCAUCAUUGAAUUAGAUGACAAAACUAUUUUAA
Molecule: messenger RNA, 552 nt
Organism: Benincasa hispida (wax gourd)
Lineage: Eukaryota; Viridiplantae; Streptophyta; Magnoliopsida; Cucurbitales; Cucurbitaceae
Product: auxin-induced protein 15A-like
Biological process (GO): response to auxin
Source: RefSeq, a predicted model, not a curated record